AAUGCAUAAUUAAGCUUAACCUUAAUUAAAAAAUCUUAGUGAUUAUGAAAAAUAGAAAUAAUAAGUAAAUGAGAUCUUUAAGAGUCUAUACACAUCUCAUUAAGAAAAGCGAGUUAAUAUAGAAAGAUUAGUAAGUGAUCGACCUUAAAGAAAGAAACCUAUUGAUUGGAAUGAAGUGAGAAGAAGGUUACCAAAAGAUCAAAUAGGAACUAUAUAUGAUCCUACAAGAUUUUAGAAUUUAUAUGAAAAAUUCAACAAUGAAAUUGAAGCUAAUGCUCCUCAUGGACCAUUUAUUAGUUUUCGUUAAUUUUUGAGGGAAAGAAGAGGACACUUCAAAGAUUGA
Paramecium primaurelia is the source of this 343-nucleotide messenger RNA. NCBI's taxonomy places the organism in Eukaryota, Ciliophora, Oligohymenophorea, Peniculida, Parameciidae. The record is from the annotation of a GenBank genome assembly.